AACAAGGCAGGUCUAAGAGAAUGAUUAGUUUUAGAAGUUAACUGAAAUGCAUCUGACAGUCUAACAAUAGACGAAGGCUCUCAGUGCACGGCAAUGUGAAGCGUUGUAAUCACGUGGUCACACUUUUAAUAUGUUAGCCUUGAGACCGGGGCCCGCUGCUCUUACACUGCGCUCUAAAAGAGAGCAGCUCCUGAGAUCUCUGGGAGCCACACACAACUCAGUUCAUAGUCAUGUCUGACACAGAAGAUGUGAUGGAUGAGGGAGUUCAGGAGGAAGUAGAUGACUCAAAGUCCAAACCAAAAUAUCUAUCAAAUAUCCAAGCACCAAAAAUUCCAGAGGGAGAAAAAGUCGAUUUUGAUGACAUCCAAAAAAAGCGUCAGGAGAAGGAUUUAACAGAACUACAGUCUCUAAUAGAGGCUCAUUUCCUCCAGAGACAGAAAGACGAAGAGGAACUCAUUGCUCUGGUCAACAGAAUUGAGAAGAGACGAGCGGAGAGAGCCGAGCAACAGCGAGUGAGAGCAGAGAGAGAGAAAGAACGUCAGGCCAGACUCGCCGAAGAGAGAGAGAGGAAGGAGCAGGAAGAGCAGAGGAAGAAGCAGGAUGAAGAUGCCAAGAAGAAGAAAGCUCUUACUAACAUGACCCAUCAGUAUGGUGGCGUACAGCAAAAGGGUGAAGGACGCAAAGGCGCAAAGAAACAGACCGAAAGGGAGAAAAAGAAGAAGAUCCUGGCUGAUCGCCGAAAACCACUGAGCAUUGAUCAUCUGAGUGACGACAAACUCAAGGAUAAAGCCAGUGAAUUGUGGCAGUGGUUGAUGCAGCUGGAAGCAGAAAAGUACGAUCUAAACGAGAAACUGAAGCGCCAGAAAUACGAUAUAAAUCAGCUCCUUGCCCGCGUCCAGGAUCACCAGAGUGCCAAGGGACGCGGUAAAGGCAAGAUGGGAGGAAGACUGAGAUAGAUGUUGGCAGCACAUUUGAGAGGAAUCUCUGUCCUCCUGCAUUAGUUUUGUUUGAAGAUAUUUAAAAGCCAUUAUUCAGAACUUAAAGAAAUGCUCUGGCUGUACAAUUUUGCUUUGCAGUCGCUUGCUUAUUUUUGCCAUGAAUAAAUAAUAGCACUUGUUGCACUGUUAGCUUCAGUGUACUCAAUUUAUGUUUAUAUUAUUUAAACCAAAUAAAAAGAUUUAAUCUGUGAUUAUUAAAUUAUAUCAGCAACACAUUGUAUUAUUAUUAUUCAUAUGUAACAGUAAAUAUAGUUGCAGUGCACCAUACAAUGAACAAUGUUAUGUGUGGAAAUUAUAUGUGCAGAUAAAAACACCAACACUGAAUUAAACUACAUUAA
Messenger RNA from Carassius auratus (goldfish), 1336 nucleotides. RefSeq names its product troponin T2d, cardiac (gene tnnt2d). Gene Ontology annotation, molecular function: troponin C binding; tropomyosin binding; troponin I binding. Bases 231 to 956 code for a protein of 241 amino acids. Gene Ontology annotation, cellular component: troponin complex. The transcript has 12 exons. The record is from RefSeq and is a predicted model, not a curated record. NCBI's taxonomy places the organism in Eukaryota, Metazoa, Chordata, Actinopteri, Cypriniformes, Cyprinidae. Gene Ontology annotation, biological process: sarcomere organization; cardiac muscle contraction; regulation of muscle contraction.